This is a messenger RNA of Acanthosepion pharaonis, 828 nucleotides long. The record is from the annotation of a GenBank genome assembly. NCBI's taxonomy places the organism in Eukaryota, Metazoa, Mollusca, Cephalopoda, Sepiida, Sepiidae.
AUGUUUAUUUUUCACUUCUUUUCUUCUUCUUCUUCUUCUCUUCCUCCACCUAAUUACCUGUUAUUUUCACUUAUUUCUCAUUCAUUUUCAUAUCUUCCUUCCUGCUGUUUAUUUUUCUCCUUCUUUGUAAUAUAUUUCUUUCUCUUCCACUUUUUUCUCCUUCUUUUUCAAUGCUUCCAUUUUAUUUUUCAGUCACUUCUCAUGCUUUUUGAAAUUUUCAUUUCUCGUUCAAUUUUCUUUUACUCUUUCUUUUCUUUCUUUUUAUUCUCUUUCCUCCUCCUCCUCCUCUUAUUUCUAAUUCGCUUUUCUCUCUUUCAUUCUCUUUUUAUUCCUUUAUUUUUCUUUCCACUCUUUUUCUUUUUAUUUUCUCUUCCUUCUUCACUGCUUCAGUUAACGUUUUUCAUCUCUUCUUUUUUUUCUUUUCCUUUUCUCCUUCAUUUUUCUUAUAGUGUCAAUAUGUUGUCUUUCUUUUUUUUUUUUUUCUUAAUUUCUUUUUUUCUCCUUCUUUAUUCCCCACUUUACCUAUCACGUUCAUUUUUCUUUUCGGUCUUCAUUUCUCCUUCUCUUCCCCAUCUUUCUUUCUUUUUUUCUCUUUUUUUUUUUUUUUUUACUUACAUUUUUCACUUCUUAUGUUUCGACUUAACAUUUUUCCUUCUUCCUUUUACUUUUUCACUAAUUACUUUUAUUUUUGCUUUAUUUUUCGCUUAUUCCGAUACUAGUUCUAAACAGAAGUGUUACGAGAAGAUUGUCUUGCGCCAGUUACUUAAGCAGGGAGUAUCUUUGAAAAUUAUUCUUCACUUCUUUAUCAACCCAUCCAUUAUCUCAUGA